Cloeon dipterum is the source of this 1105-nucleotide messenger RNA. It is a transcript of the gene Ran, whose product is annotated as RAN, member RAS oncogene family. Gene Ontology annotation, molecular function: GTPase activity; GTP binding. Gene Ontology annotation, biological process: protein import into nucleus; ribosomal subunit export from nucleus. Lineage: Eukaryota; Metazoa; Arthropoda; Insecta; Ephemeroptera; Baetidae. The record is from RefSeq and is a predicted model, not a curated record. Gene Ontology annotation, cellular component: cytoplasm; nucleus. The transcript is spliced from 4 exons. Bases 173 to 820 code for a protein of 215 amino acids.
UAUCGUUGUAAAUCCGCGAUCGAAUCGUACUUUAUUGCGAUUUUGAGGCUCUGCACCGGCUCGGAGCUUCGAGUUUCCUAUGAGACGCUGUUACAAGCGCCUGUUCUUUCGUUCAAAGCUAAGUCAACGAGUUUCUGCCGCACGUUUGCUCGCUGCAAAGCAUUAACCAAAGAUGAGUACCGAAGCAGAAAUGCCAACCUUCAAGUGCGUGCUUGUCGGCGACGGCGGCACUGGCAAGACCACCUUCGUCAAGCGCCACUUGACCGGCGAAUUUGAAAAGAAGUACGUCGCCACCCUGGGCGUUGAGGUGCACCCACUGGUUUUCCACACCAACCGUGGUCCUAUUCGAUUCAACGUUUGGGACACUGCUGGCCAGGAGAAGUUUGGAGGGUUGCGAGAUGGAUACUAUAUUCAGGGGCAAUGUGCUAUAAUUAUGUUCGAUGUCACAUCUCGUGUUACAUACAAAAAUGUCCCCAACUGGCACAGAGAUUUGGUCAGGGUGUGCGAAAACAUUCCCAUUGUGCUCUGCGGCAACAAGGUAGACAUCAAGGACAGAAAAGUCAAGGCCAAGAGCAUCGUCUUCCACAGAAAGAAGAACCUGCAGUACUAUGACAUCAGCGCCAAGAGUAACUACAACUUCGAGAAGCCUUUCCUGUGGUUGGCCCGCAAGCUGAUUGGUGAUCCCAACCUUGAGUUUGUGGCCAUGCCCGCACUGCUGCCUCCUGAGGUGGUCAUGGACCCCACAUGGCAACAGCAAAUCGAAAAGGAUCUCAAAGAAGCUCAGGAAACUGCUCUGCCUGAGGAUGACGAAGACUUGUAGAAGUUUUACAGCUGCACGGAUUUUUUUGAUAUAUGGCAAAAAAACUAAGCUGAUUGCAUGUGAAUUGACGCGAAUUUCGUCAUUGCAAUGAAAAAAAAUAUCCAAGUCUAUGAAAGUGUAAAUGGAUUCAGCAGUUCCCAGGUUUUAUUUAUCCAGUGUAACUGAAAAUUCAACGGUUGCUUGAUAUUUAUUUUCCUAAUAUUCGUUGUCCCACGCUUGAAGAUUUUAAAGUUCUUUGGACAGUUACAAAAUUGUGUUAGGGAAAUAAAUAAUAUUUUUCACGAA